Molecule: messenger RNA, 564 nt
Organism: Penicillium cinerascens
Lineage: Eukaryota; Fungi; Ascomycota; Eurotiomycetes; Eurotiales; Aspergillaceae
Product: efflux pump antibiotic resistance protein
Exons: 1
Coding region: 1-564 (187 amino acids)
Biological process (GO): transmembrane transport
Molecular function (GO): transmembrane transporter activity
Source: RefSeq, a predicted model, not a curated record
AUGUCCAUCUGCGCGCUGGCCAGUGGACCUUUUACAUCUACAAUCGGUUAUUUCAAUCCAGCGUUACUUUUCGGCAGCGCGCUGAGUGUGACUCGAGCAGCAUUGAUGGCCACAUUCGAAACCCAUACGCCUGCAGCACGAUGGAUAGCUUACCAGAUCAUCUACGGUAUCGGCGUUGGUAUGGCAUUCCAGCCUCCUUUCAUCGCCCUGCAAACCGUACUUGAGAAGCCACUUGUUCCUGCAGCCUUGGUACUGCUGAACUUUGUGCAGAUGCUCGGUGGCAUCAUCUUCCUAUCCAUCUCUCAGAAUGUGUUCCUGGACAAGCUGACAAACAAUCUUACGCAAAACAUCCCGAAUUUUAACCCAGCCAUUGCCAAGCAGAAUGGCGCGACUGGUCUAAAGGGUUUGGCGCCCGUUGAUUGUCAACCGCAGGUCAUACUGGCCUACAAUUCUGCUAUCAUGGACGUAUUCUACAUCGCACUUGGUCUGGUUAGUGUUGGUCUGCUAGCUGCGCUCGGCCUUGAGUGGAGGUCAAUCAAGAAGGACGAUAAGAAGAGAGAGUGA